This is a messenger RNA of Saccostrea echinata, 1166 nucleotides long. RefSeq lists its product as uncharacterized. NCBI's taxonomy places the organism in Eukaryota, Metazoa, Mollusca, Bivalvia, Ostreida, Ostreidae. The transcript has 3 exons. The record is from RefSeq and is a predicted model, not a curated record. Bases 237 to 755 code for a protein of 172 amino acids.
UGAUACCCGCCUUCGCAAAUCGGUGUGUCAUAACAAAUGUCAUGAGAAGUUCCUCGAGUAAAUCCAAACACAAAAGAAACCUACACUUAUUAAAAACUGACCUCGUUUCUUGAAUGGUUUUCAGGCCUGACUGACUGCUUUCACGCAUGCUUGGGCAUGAAUUCAGGUUGAACGAAUUUUCGUCACAAUAACACGACAGUCCUAUAUGUAUAAAUAAGACCGGUAAUUGAAGUAAAAUGGCAGAGUAUGAAAGAAGUGCACCCCAUAUGAACGGACACGUUAACGGAGCGAUGACCAACGGACACUCGGAUACAGAGACGGACAAACAGAGCGAGAGCUCUACAACAUCAUCAACACGUAACCUCACCAGUAGAGAUCUACCUCCAGUUCCAAAAAUAGAAAACCCGCCCCCGCUCCCCAAGGAUCCUCCUCGAACAGAAAAGCUACCACCUAGAAUACGAACUAGCAGACCACCUACCAACACGGUGACAAAAUUUAUCCCCGAAAAUGAAAUAACGAUACCAAAAGACGGAAACCUGUCGUCCUUUAAUACAGAAGAUAUGGUGACCUUCUUCCGCCACAUGGGGGUCGAGGACAGAAUUGUGAAUCAUUUACAGAGAAAGGGACUCACUGGGAAAAAAUUCUCCUCCCUUAAAGACGCUGACUUGGAAACAAUUGGAAUCAAGAACCCGAUUGUGUCAUAUUUCAGGGACAGGAGCAAACCCAGCAAAAAGAAUGUACCUUUUAUACUAUAAAAGAAAAUUGUCAAGUCAAUGAAUAUCCUUGUAUAAUAUCGGCACUAGAGAAAUAUGAAGAAGUGGGUACGGCAUCCUAACUUAUGGUGCUUUCUUUAAUUCAUGACGAAAAAUCUUCAUUACAUCAGAAGAUUCACAGUGAUAUGAUAUUAACAUAUUCCAGGAUGUGCAAUUCCAGAUGGUAUGCAAUACGUUAUUAGGAUAUAUAGUAACAAAUGCUGUCUUUUGAAAUCUACAGACAAUAUUGUGUAAAUUCUAUAUUUUGGUGAUGUCCAUAUUUUUGUAAUGUCCAUUGAUGUUAUGUGCCAAAGAUUUGUAUAUAAACGAAAUUCUUUUCAUGACAGGAAAGGGACAGUUAAAGCAUAAAUAUACUCAUUAUAUACAUGUAGACAGUAGGCACAAAAUAUAGAA